AUGGCGGACAGUAAACCCAAAUAUCCACUGGGCUCUCCCCAAGAGCAUAUUGAAAUGUGUAAAACCCACGAUCUACCUAUUGAUAUGAUAUGUGAGGAUUGUGAUGAAUUCAUUUGUGGUAAGUGUGCCAAAACAGAUCAUAGAGAUCACGAAUGGAGUACUAUAUCCACAGCAGCUACCGAAAGAAGGAGAGGCUUGCUUCGAUUUCUGAAGGAGAUCAAGGAAGGGGACCUAUCUGGGAUUGAUGAGAAAAUAAAGAAGGUUUCAAAACAGAUGACAGAAAAUGAAGAAAUGUGCGACUUGGAGAUUAAAAAGCUUGAGAAGCAUGUUGAUAAGAUAAUGGCCAGGCUGACAGAAAUCAGGAAAAAUAAUGAACAAAGACUGAGAGAUAAUCUGGAGGAAAAAAAUAAAAAGCUGAACAGUGUGAAAUAUGAGCUAGACAAGAAGAAGAAAGAAAUAGAAGAGAUGGUAAAGUUUAUAGAGGAAAACAACAAUACUAUGUCAGAUUACGGCUUGAUUGACAACCACAAAGAACUGAAACAAUUACUGUCUGGCCCUGACAUUGAUAUAAAGGACUGUAAAUAUUCAGUGAGAUACAGUAAAGGAGAAAUCUGCAAUGAGGUAGUGGAGAACAUGAUUGGAAAAAUUCUAGAUUUGAACAAUAUCAGUCUGACUGAAACAAACUCAUUUAAAUAUGGAAAUGAAUUAAUACUUAUAUUGGAGGCAUUGUGUGAAGAUCAGUGUUACAUAACACAAUCAGGGUCAGAUAACAUUGAACAAGUAAACAAAGAAGGCGAGAAAAAACAUAAAUAUAAUAUCAAAGCUAAUGACAUGUGCAUGACUGAUUUCGGUGAUGUUUAUUUCACUGACUUCAGUAACAAGUCUAUCCGCUGUCUGUCACCAUCAGGAUCUGUCUCUACAGUCACCAGUACAGAUCCACUGAUACCAGUAGGAAUCUGUCAGUCAGUGGACAGUGGACUAAUGGUCACAUUGAGAGAUAAUGGAUCAGAUCUUUACAAAUUAGAGUCACACAGCAGACGUCUGGUGAGACACAUCACAGUGACGGGUGACGUCAUCCAUGAGUAUGAGUACCAGGAGGACGGUCACACCAGACUGUUUACAUUUCCAGGCAGAGUCACACAAAACAGUAACAGUGAUAUAUGUGUUGUGAACAGUAAAAGUGUCACUACAGCUGAACUAAUGAUUAUGUCUCCCUCUGGUCGUAUAAAGUCUGUCUACCGUGGACAGAACCCGACAAUAGAGUUUAGACCAGCUGACAUAGCCUGUGACUCUCUCGGUAACAUCCUUGUUACUGACCCUUACAACAAACAGAUACAUCUGCUAAGUCCUGACGGGGAGUUUCUGAAGUUCUUACUGACAGACAAUGAAGUGAAGCUUCCAUUCAGAUUAUCACUGUACAAGUCUACACUGUGGGUCGGAUACCGGGAAGGACUUGUCAAAGUGUUUCAGUACAGAAUGCAAUAA
Saccostrea cuccullata (small rock oyster) is the source of this 1485-nucleotide messenger RNA. RefSeq lists its product as uncharacterized. The coding region runs from base 1 to 1485 and encodes 494 amino acids. Gene Ontology annotation, molecular function: zinc ion binding; protein binding. Lineage: Eukaryota; Metazoa; Mollusca; Bivalvia; Ostreida; Ostreidae. The transcript has a single exon. The record is from RefSeq and is a predicted model, not a curated record.